Molecule: messenger RNA, 2614 nt
Organism: Motacilla alba alba
Lineage: Eukaryota; Metazoa; Chordata; Aves; Passeriformes; Motacillidae
Gene: HEATR3
Product: HEAT repeat containing 3
Exons: 16
Coding region: 22-2049 (675 amino acids)
Biological process (GO): ribosomal large subunit biogenesis; protein import into nucleus
Source: RefSeq, a predicted model, not a curated record
GCGCCGGCGCCGAGCGCAGCCAUGGGCAAGAGCCGGGCGCGGCGGUUCCGCAGGGCGCCCCGCGCCCCCGCCGGGCCCGCGCAGCAGCGCGACGGCGAGCGCGGCCCCGAGGAGGAGGCGGCGGCGGAGCUGCUGGAGAAGCUGCAGCAUCCCAGUGCUGAAGUGAGGGAGUAUGCCUGUGCCAGCAUUUCCAAGCUGCUGCAGCAGAAGCACGUCAUCCCAGCCUUUGUGCAGCGGGACGUGGUGCGCUGCCUGGGGCCCUUGCUGAUGGAUCACAGCCUGGCUGUUCGGGAGACAGCUGCAGGUGCUCUCCGAAAUCUGAGUGCUUGUGGAGGAUUUGAUGUCUGUGAUGACAUGGUGACCAACGAUAUCAUGACACCCCUGGUUGCACUUCUGAAAGAGUGCAGCACUGGACUGGAUGCAAACCAGCUGUCUCCAAAGAAAUGCAGAGGGAUGAACAAAAACUAUAUUGAAGACAUAGCCAAUGAGGCUAUUAAUUUGCUGUGGAAUAUAUGUGAAUGCAACAAUACUGCCCUGUACAUAUUCAAUAAAGAAGGAUGUCUGGAGGCUGUGUUACAUUACAUGAAGAAAUUUGCCACAAAUGUGGAUCUGGCUAUUUCAGUAGCAAACUGCUUGCAGGCAGUGACGGAAGAUAAUCCAGAUCUUCUUUCUUCAUUUAAUGCCUCUGCACAGCAAAUACUGGAAACAGUGAUGUUGAGUCCAGAGAGCACCAUGAAGCACAUCCUUCUGAGAACACUGAUAGCAGGCACUAUCUGGAAUAUAAAGGAUACCAUUCCACCAGGCAGCCUGGGAAGCACAGUUAAUGCAAUCCUGAAGAUAUUUUCAGAAUCAUUGGCAAUAGACGCCGGUGAAACUAUUAUUCGUAUGAACGAAGCUGAAAAAAACAGGUUAAAACUUGCUGUGGAGCCAGAAACUGAAGAAAACAUGAGUGAUACUACAGAAAACUGUGUUUUGAGUGAAGAUGAUAACAUGGAAGAAAUACCAAAAGGAAAACUCAGAAGAGAAAAUGACGUUUCAGAUUUACUUCCAUCUGAUAAGUGGGAGCUGAAAGAAGUGACAGCUUUACUGACGGCUCAGCAGACUGCUCUGGAAAUCAUUGUUAAUAUGUGCUGCAGUGAAGAUCCCUCUGAUGAUGAGUGGGAAGAGCUCUCCAGCAGUGAUGAGAGUGACUUGUUCAUGGAAAACUCAUACGACGAGGGGAGUGGGCUGCUGCUGUCACCCCUGUGCCUCUCUGAUGAAGUUAACUCAGCGUUUCUGAACAACCUCAUUCCAAAGAAGAUUCUUGAAAAAACUGCUUUUCCGAACAGUGUUGCUCUAGACAUCUGUACGCACAAUCCGUCUUGGAAACCAUUAAUUAAAAAACUGAAUGCAGUGCAGUGUAGAGCUUUAACAUGUCUUCAGAGCAUUUUGUUGGUGUCAGAUGUGGAUUGUCUUGGGGGAGCUUCAGCACUUCAGUCGCUUGCACAGCAUCUCUCACAGCUGAUCUUUUCUAAAACAGAACUCCCUACAGACACAGAAUUCCUGGAAGCUGUAACCAGUGCUUUGAGGGCUCUCCUACAAACAAUGGCAUCAAAGAACAUCUCCCAGUGUAUGACUCCUGAGCAGCUAUUGGCUUUGUGUGAGGCUGGCAUUCAAAGCAGCAAUGCCAGUGUUAGAGUGAACGUGGUGAGCAUCCUUGGAAUUUCUGGCAGUGUCCUGGCAAAAGGACAAGAUACAGCUGAAACACUGAAGAUGAUUGGAAAAUUUCUUCUUGAGGUUGCUAUGAAGGAAUCUUCUCUUGUGGUAGCAGGGGAAGCCUUGGAUGCACUUUUUGAUGUAUUUGCAGAUGGUGAAGAAGCAGAGAGGGCAGCAUUACAGAUCAAGUUGCUUCCAACACUGAAGGAAUUUCAGCCAGUGUUCAGAAUGAGGAUGCGAAAAGAAGGCAAAGGACAAUAUAGUACAGAUCAGCUGUGUGUUCUUGACAAUGUGAAGAUGAAUUUGAGAAGAUUCAUUGCAUAUCAGGAGACACUAGGGAAAACCCCAACUUGAAACAUCGAGGAACUUUUAAGGACUUUCCCCUGCUGCAAAAUGUGCCUCUUGUCCUUUGACUGCACACGACCAAGAAGAGCCUGGCUCCAUCUCCUAACCCCCCCUUGGCAGCUGAAAACAGCAAUUGUGUUUCCCUCUUCUCCAAGCCAAAUAAACCCAGCUCUCUCAGCUGUUCCUUGUACGCCCUCUCACCCUCCAACCAUCUUAGUGGCCUUCUGCUUGGCCUGCUCUACUGUGCCUUGUGCUGAGGCCCAAAACUGGACACACUACUCCAGAUGUGAUCUCCUAGGUGCUGAAUAGAGGCAAGUGAUUGGUUUUCUUGUCCUGCUGGCCAUGCUUCUGCCAGCACAGCCUGUUAAUUGUUAGCUGUUGGCACUGCACUGCUGGCUUCAGCUUACUGUCCACCAGGACCCUUUGGUCCUUCUCUCCAAAGCUGUCCUUUGGUCAUUCAGUCAAGAGCACUGUCCCAAGUGUAGGAAUUUGCAUUUUACAAGUGCAGCAGCCAGAAUCUGUUUCCUGGGGACCAUUAGAAAACCAAAGUAUGUUGUUUUUUGUUUUGGGUUUU